Molecule: messenger RNA, 2623 nt
Organism: Papaver somniferum (opium poppy)
Lineage: Eukaryota; Viridiplantae; Streptophyta; Magnoliopsida; Ranunculales; Papaveraceae
Product: myosin-11-like
Exons: 4
Coding region: 169-2301 (710 amino acids)
Source: RefSeq, a predicted model, not a curated record
AUACGCAUUGUCUCGACAAAAUCAAACCCCCCAAUAAGCUAAUACCCUCUCGAAAACCCCUCCGCCCUCUGUUCUUAUCUCUGUUCAGAUCGAAAGAAAAAGUUUGAUUUUCUUCCUCUCUUUGAAGCUAAACUCUCAUGGAUUGGAAAUCUCUAUUGGAAGAACAAAAUGAAGAUGAAGAAAACAACUGAAGUUUCAGAAGAAGGUACAACUGCUACAGAUUUUGUAAAAAACACAAAUAAUUUUGUAAGGAAUUCUUCAGAAAAAGAAAAGAAUUUGAAGCUUCAGAAGAGGAAAGUAAGGAACCUUGGGGUAAGAUUGAAGAAAGAUGGUGGGAAGAGAAGUGGACCUGUUACUCCUUUAUUGAAGUGGAAGAUUGAUGAUAAAGAAGAAAUAGAAAAAGAAGAAGAAGAAAAUGUUUGUGAGGAAGGUUAUGAGAUUGAGAAUGAUGCUGAUAAAAUGGAGAAAUCAGGUAAGAAAGUGAAAGGGAAAGUGGGUGUGGUUUCGGCGAGGAAGCUUGCUGCUGGAUUAUGGAAGUUACAGAAAUUACAAGAGGUUAAUGAUGCUGAAGAAGAUGGUCUAAGUUCGCAUAAGAAGCUUAAUGAUCGAUUAGGGUUUGAGGCUGGUGUCGAGCACGUAGGUUCGCCGUUUUUCUUUCACAGCAAGAGCGCAGAAGUGGGUUUGGACCAUACAGAUUUUUCACUCUGUGCUGCUGGUGUUUCUAAAUCGAAGAAUGAAAAUCAACACAAGGUCAAAACGUCAUUCUCAUUCUCCAACUCUGCUAUGGAGGGGGCAACAAAGUGGGACCCCGGCUGCUCCAAAACAUCUGAUGAGGUCUUCAAGUUUUACGGUCAGGUCAAGCUUCUCGAAGAUCAACACAAGGCAUCUGUUUCUGUUGUUUCCUCGGUGCAAGCAGAACUUGAGCGGGCUCGAAAUCGGAUUCAUGAACUCGAGAUGGAGCGCCAGUCAACAAAGAAACAGUUUGAGCACAUUAUCAGGAACCUCAAAGAAGAAAAGACUUCAUGGAGGAGCAGAGAGCACGAGAAGGUGCGUGCAAUAAUUGAUGAUAUGAAGGAUGAAUUAACCAGAGAAAAGAAAAAUCGUCAAAGGUUGGAAAUUGUUAACUCAAAAUUGGUCAAUGAGCUGACAAGCACCAAAAGAUCUACCAAGCAUCUAAUGCAUGAUUAUGAAAAAGAAAGAAAAAAUAGACAGCUAAUGGAGGAGGUUUGUGAUGAACUUGCAAAGGAAAUUGGAGAAGAUAAGGCUGAAGUAGAAGCACUGAAGAGAGAAUCCAAUAAAAUUCGUGAAGAAGUUGAGGAGGAGAGGAGAAUGUUACAAAUGGCUGAGGUUUGGCGUGAAGAAAGAGUCCAGAUGAAACUGCUUGAUGCAAAACUAAUACUCGAACAAAAAUAUUCCCAGUUGAACGGGCUAAUGGAAGAUUUAGACAGAUUUCUCAGUUCAAGAACUGGGACCACAGAUUCUAUGGGGAUGAGAGAAGCUGCGAUCCUGAGAAAUGCAGUUAACUCGGUAAAUAUUCAGGAUGUAAACUUCUCUUAUGAACCUCCAAAUUCAGAAGAUAUCUUUUCUGUUUUUGAAGAGCUCCAGCAUGGUGGAGCUAAUGAAAGGGAAAUUCAACAGGGCUUGGAUUUCAGUCCUAAGGUAAACGAGUUUAAGAGAAACUCCGUGGAGAGAUAUUCAAAUGGGUAUGUCGAUCAUCAAGGAGAAAUAGAAGAAGAUGGAAGUGGUUGGGAAACCGUGAGUCAUGUUGACCAGGGCUCAAGUUAUUCCCCUGAAGGGAGUGAAUUAUCUGUUGACAGGAGCAACAGAGAUAGUUAUGCAUCAGGAAGUGUUAUUGGAUGGAAAGGGAAUGGUGGCAACGGAAGUCCAAAUUCCCAAAUCAGUGAAAUAUGCUCUUCAUCACCUGCAAAGAAGUCAAAAAAGAAAGCUUCGUCCAUAUCCAGGCUUUGGAGGUCAAACCCAAGAAACAGUGAAAAGUACAAGAUAAUUUCCGUUGAAGGGAAAAAUGAAAAGAUUUCUAACGGAAGAGUAUCUAAUGUUGGAGCAAUGAACUCUUCCGAAUCGGGUGAAGGUGGGUUCAGCUCUCCAAGUAUGGUGAGCCUACAAUGGAGCUCACCUGACUUGGGAAAUCCUCAGAUGAAAGGAGGAACAAGAGGCUCCAUUGAACGAAAAAAAGCCGACGACCAGGAGAAUUUGAAAGCUAAGUUUUUAGAGGCAAGGCUUGAAGUCCAAAGAUACCAGUUUCAGGGAGCUUAUAGGAAGAUAAAAAAGCAGCAGCCGUAGGCCCAUAGUAUAUGCAGGCGGCUGGAUCAACCUUUCAUAUACCACGCUCUCAUAUCUGAACUUGAAUAUCCCUCAGCUGAAGAAUGCUCCAAAUAGGAGAUAUAUGGUCAUAUCUUUUGAGUUGUGCUGCACUGUUUUCUACAGCAAGUUGUUUCUAAAAUAUAAAUGCAAAAUCCGCAGUAAAAUCUAUAGCUUGUAAAAAUGGAAAUGGAAAAUGGUAAUGAACAACGCCAUCUAAAUAGGUGCCUCUCAGAUCAGAUGGCAAAGUCAUACUUGUACCUGAAUUCGAAAUUCGCGCAGACUCUCUAGACCAAAAGUGUAA